AAACGAAUGCGACAAAUCGCUAAACAAAUCGAAAGAUUGCCAACAGCUGCAUAUUGUCGUUAUUUAGCAGUUGUCGCAGUUAUCCUAAAACAAACACGUACAAACUUGCAAUCGAUGAAAUCUGAGAAACAACCGUCGUGUACAUUGGAAACAGAUUUCGUCAACCACUGGCAGAAAGAAAAGAUUUCCAAGCCGUGUCUUGUCCAUACUGUUCCAGCAUCAUCUCCACAUAUGCAGUUUGUUUCAUUGCUUCGUGAGAUGGACUGUCGCAGACCCCAGAAGGCCAAGAAGCGUAACGUGUUCAAGGGAUCAGUGUUAGUGGAUACACUGUUGGAACAGAAUCAUCGCCGCUUCCGGUCUCGGUUUUCUGCUAUCAAGUUUGCCAAGCGACUCUUUCGAGAAGGUGUCAUCAAAAGUAUUUUUGGGACGCGAUCUUUUGAAGACUCUGCUCAGUUAUAUAUGUGGGAGGACGAUGACAUUGUUCUACGUCGACGUCAUAUGAUGACGUCAUCAGUACCUGUGUACCAGACGUGUAGCAUUCAACGUCAGCAUUUAGGAACACCCGCGAACUUGGAAGGCGACUUUCGGGCCGAAAGGCAGGACAUUAAAAUCAUAGACGACGUCAAGAACAAGAUAAUCAACAGGAGCGAUAAUUUAAACAUCGUGUCGUCAUUCAACAAGUUUUUCCAGGUAGUGGAGAAAGACUUUCCCGAGCGACCUACACCUCCCAUCCACCAAGUGGCUUACAGACAGGCGUACCCCUGGGACUCUAAGCGAGAAAGCACGUGCUCCACAGACAGCUCUAUAGAUACACGGACACGGGACAAAAACCCGAGAUACAUGAACAACGUCAUCAUGGGGAGCACUCGGGGACACAUGCCCAUACCAGAGGAACGUCUGGACGUCCUCUCUGAACGCGCAGACGCUGGGUCCGUCGAUUAUGACGUUACGUCACAGACGGUUCCCGGGACUCUGACAAGCCACGCCUCCUCGGCUGGAACCAUGGAGAGCGAGGGCAGUCAGCGGCGGUGGGCGGAGCCUAGCUACUCGUACUCUGACAACGAGAAGCAGCUGAUCGAGGAGAUGAAGAAGAUGAGGAAGGAGCACCAGAACAUCCUGAGGACGUACGAGGAGCGCAUCAACAAACUGAUGGCCAAGAUGCACGAAUUGAGGAGCAUCGCCGAGAUGUUGGAGAACUCCAGCACCAAGUCCUCGCCGUACGCCGUCCUCCCAGCCAAGGCCAGCUUGCUGAAUAUCAUAGGAACAAAGCUGGAAGAGGAAACCAAGCGAGCGGUCUCGGGCUUGAAGCAGGAUGACGGUCUGCCCCCUCCACUGCCGCCGAGACCGGGGCGGGGCUACAAGGUCUACCCGAACAAACCCAUAAUACACACCACCGUCAGCAUGAAAACACUGCCCUGGUCGAGGAUCAUUAUCACAGAUCCGGGGAUCGAUGGCACCCAGCCGUCGAUAUGGCACAGUAUGCAGGAGCCGACAAUCGACACAGAAGAACUCGAAAAGUUGUUCUGUAAGGCGGCUGAAGGUUCUUCCACGGAGGGCGUCACACUGUUCGACGAUCUCUACUUUCGACGUGGAAGGCCCAAACAACAGCCUGUAUGUAUGUUUGAUGUUGACAAGUCUCAAAGAAUCAAGGCUCAGCUGAAGACCAUCACAUGUCUGCUCACAGAAUUCGUCCAGGUCUUGUCGACGCUGGACUCGGGGAGUCUCAAUAAAGACAGCCUGGCCGAGCUGCUGGACCUUCUGAGUUCACCGAGAGAGACAGACAAGAUUCUGCACUACGUGUCUAGGAAAGGAGCUGGUCACCUGGAUUGUCCUGAAUACCUCGUAUAUGAGCUGUCAAAGGUUGAUCACUUUCGAGAGAGAUUGGAAUUUCUCAGGUUUAAACAUAAACUUCAAAUCAACCUUUUUGAAAUAGAUCAACAGUUGAAGGAACUGAGCACAGCCUGUGAUGAACUCACAAGUAGCACUGCCUUGAAGAAUCUGCUGGGAACUCUGCUGGCGGUGGGCAACUAUCUGAACGGAGGGAGCGAACGCGGCCAGGCAGACGGCUUCCAUAUCGGAAUCGUUAACAAACUAAGGGAGAUAAACGACAAGUCUGGUAAAGGGAACCUUCUGGAGUUCACGCUGCAGAUCUACGUGGAGCGCUACGAGAGGAGCACGGAGCUGGGAUGUCCCACCAGAUUCAGACUCCCCGAACCGUCCAACAUGAGACACGCCGCGCAGGUUUCAUUUGAAGAUAUCAGACGGGCUCUUUCAGAACUUCGGGAGGAACUGUUGUCUGUUCGUGAAAAGGUUAACGCUCUCUCACACAAAGAAAACAACAAUUUGUCACAAGGCCUUCGAGUGACAAGUGAAAACUUCAUGACGAGUGCUCUAGAAGUGGUGUUUGAGGAAGAGAAGACAUUGGAAAACAGCAAGGCCCACUUUGUAAAAACCACAGCGUACUUUCUACAUGAAAACAUGCAGUGCUCGCCUCACGAGUUUUUCCACAUCUGGGCGGAGUUCCUUCACGACUGCAAGUACUACUGGAAGCUAGCUCACCGGAAUCUCGCCAGGCACAAGUUCGAGGUGGACUUCGGUCUCAAGAGUCAGAUGUCGUGUUCGUCAGUGCCUGGCUUCAACUCCGUAAGGAGUGAGAUGCUCAAGCACCUGUCGGCUGUCAGGGACGAUGUUGAGGCGAGUCCGAUGCGAGCCCAGCAGCUGAAGCACAUCAACAACUGGAUAGAGUCGGUCGGGAAAUACACCCAGGAGAUCAAACCACACAAGUCUCACCACAAGAAGGAUGCGGGGAAGAAACACGAACACAGUUCGCACCAAAGACCGAGUUCAGACAAGAAAUCAGACCACAAGUCUGUCUCGUCACAAGUUGUUCGACCAACAUCACCCAAACCCAUUACAUCAACACCUCCAAAUGUUCACAAACCUCUGGCUUUGAAUCACGCUAGUCCAGAAACUGUGAUUAACACUGCACAGCCACUUCAGCAGCAGCAACAACAACAGCAGCAGCAGCAACAUGAAUUACAGCAUCCACAUCAGCAUCAUAGUGCUAGUAUUAGAGGAGUGGUCAAUUACGAGAACCAGGGUCAAACCUAUGAAACUCCAAGACAAACAAAGGCUCCAGUAGGAACUAAUGAAGAGACUUCUAAGAAACCUGCACGACCAGGACAUUCUCCAGAAAAUGAACAGAAAAAGUCCCCUCAGUUUUCUAUAGUUUCGUGGCUGAAACGGGACCAGGGUAAGAAAGUGGUUGAUGAAAGUCCCUCCAAUUCUGUACAGUCCCAUGGUCCAGUGCCUAAUACUAAGCCCUCUGGAAAUCCUUUCGGUAAAAUCAGAACUUCAGUAGUUCAGAAGUUUUCUGCUUCGUCUAGUGUGAAAAGAUCCCAGGACAACCGGACUGAUACUAAUCCUCAGGUCUCGAAAGAUGCAAGAAGCACAAUUCAUAAUGAGAGAGAGUUUGAACUGAUCCAGCAGUCAAUUGAUAAAGAACCACCUCUAGAAACAUCUUCUCCACUUUCGACUCUGAGAAAAGAGCACCGCAGAGAUUACCAGAACUGUUAUUACGACCAUCAUAACCCAGGAGAUCAGAUCUAUUCAUCAGCACCUUCUACGUUAGGCAGUACGUACAGCAAAGACUUAACACCCACGAAAUACGAACUCAGUCGAUCGGUUCGCCAGCGACAGGAUUCAGGAGCAAAGCAGCAAUAUUCUCAUUCCAAGGAAGUGCCCAGCGAUAGUGAUAGGAACAGUAUCACUGCAAAAACAUCCCCACAGAGCCGAGGUCGGGACAGGGCCCCCAUUGCCCUUGGCAGCAACAUGAGUAUUUCUGAGGCUUACGGGAAGAAUGAUCCCGAAAUGCAUAAACAGAAUUAUGAAAAUGAUUUGGCAGAUCCUCGAAAUGUGUUGAGUAACGUGGACACGAAGUGGGUGAAGGCAACAGCUGUCCCCGUGUACAAGGCUAAGCUGAUCCCAAACUACGAGAACCAGAUGAAGAUCGACCCACGUCUGGAAGGCCAAGUGGGAAUCAAGGGUAAAGCGGAACCGGCAGUGUUGACAUCCCACGGUCAUCAUCAAAACUCUACAGCAGCAUCAAAGGAAUACAGAGAACUGUUACAAAGGAAGACAGCUUCUCACAUGCACCAGACGUCAACGACGUCACAGGAAUACCGAGAGAUGCUCCAGAAGACGAGCGAGGUGUACAUGACGGGUGGGUACCAGUCUAUUCAGAACAUCCAGAGACAGACCGAGGAGCAGGGGCAGAUGACGGACAGCAGCAGGCGGAGCCGGAGUAACCAGAAGACUGCGGCCACCAGGAGGAGCGUCAGCGCCGGGAACCUGCCGGACAGACGGUCGGAGAUGGUGCUGCACGGGGAGCCAUCACACCCGGCGCCGGUCUACCCUAAACAGCUGCCAUCCUCCGAUAAAAUGUAUGAAGCCAAGAACAUGAGAGACCGGGGUCCGGGUCCGGCAAACGCUCAUUCCAUCAACUCCCUUAUUGAACGCUUCGAGAAAAGACCGGAAGAUGAAGGGGUAGGAGGAGGAAUGAAUGCAGAUUACGAGUCUCAUUUUCAGAACAAUCCAGUGUCUAUGACGUCAACGCCGGUGAUGCACCGCAAAAACCAACUUCAGACUCAUUCCUUGUACCAGCAUCGGGUAGAUGGGCAGGUUUCGUCCCCAGUCGUGCCUCGCAGGAGUUAUCACCAGACAGAGGUUAUGAGAGGGUCGUUUCAGUAUCAAAGCAGAAGGCAGGAUGACGUCCGACGUCCGACUCACCAGGAUUAUGAGUCUCCGGGUGAUGGAAGCAAAUACCCGGAUUCGUCAAGACCUGCGAACUCGUCUUCGACCAAGGACAGUCAGAAUUACACACAUCAGUCAACACAUUCCUCUCAACAACACCACAAACACCAGGUGCAACAACAACGACAACAACAUCAGUAUGAGCAGCAGCAGCAACAACAGUAUGAACACCACCAUCAAAAACAACAGCAGCAACAACAUCAACAACUUUAUGACAUCAAGGCAUCAAAUGUUCAAAACAAUUACAGCUGUUACGAAUCUCACAACUACGACAACAUGCAAAAUGACUGCAAACCUCCUUCAUCCCAACCACUGCACAAUCAACCACCACCCUCAUCCUCGUCACAGUACUACAGUGGGUAUAAAUCAACACCCCCGGGACCGCCCCCACCGAAACCAGCCCACACAUCACUACACAGUUCUGGACCGGCCCUUACAGAGAACUACUCCGAUCAGCUACGUAAAGCAUUCGCCAAACCGAACUCGGUCUUCGACAGACACUCUAAGCCUAGUUCACAUUUUGGACACCAGGGAUCGCCUGGCGCCAUGGCCGUUGUUAAACCUACGAUCAUUCACCAAGGUGCUGUUGAAAUAUAAUGCUCAGAAAUCGUUUGUGUUUGUGUGUGUGCGUAUGUGUCUGUCAAUGCGUGCGUGCGUGCGUGCGUGUGUGUGUGCGUGCGCGCGCGUGUGUGUGUGUGUGUGUGUGUGUGUGUGUGUGUGUGUGUUUCGUAAUUAAAUGUUAUAUAGUGAUUCCUGGGUACUGUAAUGUGACUGAGUGAUGGCAAUCCUGAUAUCAAACUCAUUCCUGAUUUUGUUCUCGACACGAAGUUUCGCUCAUUGUUAAAUCCGACAAACGACUACCAGUCGCGGAUCCAAGGGUUUGUGUGUGUGGGGGGGGGGGGGGGGGGGGGGGGGGGGGGGGCAAGGCGGGCAACGAACAUGGAAAAGGGUGUUUGAAUAGGUUUUUGUUAAUUUUAUUUUAUUUUUAUCGCCCCUCGACGUUUUACGCAACGCAGGGCCGGACCGAGACAAGAAUAAUUGUGGUGGCAGCAAUAAAAACUCGCAAAACAUUAAUAUAGGAUUCCCGUCCAGCUAGAUACAGAAACCUUUACUGUAGUGUGAAAAACAAAUGGUUAUUAAACAGGACUAGCAAUUCGUGUAAGUGUUUUAUUUUGUUUUGCUUUGUUCCGGGGCUAUGUUUGUGGGUGGAUGGGAUGGGUAGGGUUAGGUUAUCAAUACGCUGCUCACAUGUAAUACCAGUGUGACAUGGACCACAGUCUCUAACAACAACACCAGCUCUCUUACUGCUGAAUAACUAAAGUAUAGUUUCACAAAACUCUUCAACUCCACUAUUCGGGGAAAUAGUUUAAUAAUUAAAUUGUGAAAGGUUUUAUCCAGAAUAAAAAUAAAUCCGCUUAUAAACCAUUGGUAUAUAGAGAAAGUCUUAUAUGUUUAAAACAUAAAGAUUAUAUGUGACUAUUUAUCCAAUAGUUGAUGAUUAAAUAAUAAAUCAGUGUGCUCUAGUGGUAUCGUUAAACAAAACAAACUAACGUUUCCUAAAAUUGACAUUUCAUCACUUAGACACUAGUUUUCAAAAACUUACUAUACUCUCUAUGUUACAUGAUUUGAACAGCACGACUAGGUCAUGGUCAGGCUAAAUAUUAGUCAAUUCAAGCAGUUCAUGGGAGAAGAAAAAUUCUGGUUUGUGGUUAUGAUGUGGCAGUGUCACAGGUCACUCAGGUCAAAGUCGGGGAACCCACAAGUGGCGACGUCUGGUGUUCGAUUAUAAAAAGUGGAACAGGCUGGAAUCCAGUUAAUCCAAUGGUUUCGGCAUGAGUUUGGGGAUGGGAUGGAUUUUUAAAAAUGGGGGGAGGGUGUAGGCGGGGGGUUUUAAGAUUUGUAUUAUUAUUAUUAUUAUUAUUAUUAUUAUUUUGUAUUUUAUUGUUUAAGAUAUGUGCAAUCUUGUAGUAAUUGUAUGCGUGCAUUGUUGUAUGUGCAAAAGUGAGAUGGUAAUAUACGUAUCGUAAAACUGGCGUUACUCUGUCUGUUUUCGUUUGGAAGAUAGUCAAACAUUAACACAGUCGAGCUGACAAGUAACGUUUUUAACUCUGGCCUCGGUAGUUGGUCGUUUAGGGCGACAAAUGACAGGUACGGGGUUCGUAUACCAGCAUCACUUCAACGCAGAUUGAAUCAACCUCUGCGUGGAAGUCAAAGCAGCAGUGUUUUAGAUCACAAUAUACGGCUGUUUUAAUGGUUUUGAAAAUUAAUUUAGUAUUAUUAUUUUCAAUAAAUUUGUGUGGCAGGACAACAAUGAAGAUCUUACAGCCCUCAAGUGGAAGGAACACCGGCGCCACGCCCCCUCACACCUCAGGCGAAUGGUCGGCAUAAAGUGUUUAAUGUUUAGAGAAAAAUGUUUUUACGGAUGAAAAACAAAACCGCAAAUAUAAAUGUAAUUUAUUAUUAAAAUUUGUGUUUUA
Messenger RNA from Gigantopelta aegis, 7289 nucleotides. RefSeq names its product formin-J-like. The coding region runs from base 7 to 5409 and encodes 1800 amino acids. The transcript has 16 exons. Gene Ontology annotation, cellular component: cytoplasm; cytoskeleton; actin filament. Gene Ontology annotation, biological process: actin filament network formation; cortical actin cytoskeleton organization; actin nucleation. NCBI's taxonomy places the organism in Eukaryota, Metazoa, Mollusca, Gastropoda, Neomphalida, Peltospiridae. Gene Ontology annotation, molecular function: microtubule binding; actin filament binding. The record is from RefSeq and is a predicted model, not a curated record.